AUGAGCGGCAACUUCCUCACUAUUCCUGGUGACGAUUCAAUUCAGAGGCGAUCACGGAGCUCGUCCUUGACAGACCUUAUAACGGCUUUCGACACCAAGGCGCAGGCGCACAGCGAACUGCAGAAGGUCACAGCUUUCAGCGGUCACUUCGACAAGAAUCACAAACCAACAUUCUCAAAGGACGAAUAUGGGAAACCAAUCCCCGGUUCGAAGACUGAAUAUCGAGGAGCCGAAGCUCAGGCUCGAGUGUGCACAGAGAUGAAGGAGCUGUGCGAGAUUAUAAACGAGUACGGGAAAACCCCAUGCAAGAGCCUCCUACCUCCAGAACUCAAGAGCGCGACAAAGGUGAUUUCAUUCGGAGAACUGUUCACGAUAUACACAGUAAUUUCGGACAAGCUCGUCGGCAUUUUGCUACGGACGAGGAAGCAUCAGUUGACAUUCUUCGAAGGCGAAGUUUUAUUCCAGAAACGCGACGAUGAUGUUCCAGUAUUCUUAAUGCAGCCUAUGGAAGACAUUAGAGCGUAUUGCGACAACAAAGCCCUGCAAGCAAGAAGAUCGGUGUCACCAAUGCCUAAU
Iphiclides podalirius (scarce swallowtail) is the source of this 576-nucleotide messenger RNA. NCBI's taxonomy places the organism in Eukaryota, Metazoa, Arthropoda, Insecta, Lepidoptera, Papilionidae. The record is from the annotation of a GenBank genome assembly.